Molecule: messenger RNA, 1074 nt
Organism: Alternaria ventricosa
Lineage: Eukaryota; Fungi; Ascomycota; Dothideomycetes; Pleosporales; Pleosporaceae
Exons: 2
Coding region: 1-1074 (357 amino acids)
Source: RefSeq, a predicted model, not a curated record
AUGCCCGAUCGGCAUUUGGCAGAAGACAACGAGCCUCAACGGCCUGAGACUGUGCGUGACGAGUUGAAGGAGCUGUUUGGAAGCACUAACCUGAGGAGACUUGCUUAUCGGCCACAACCCCACCCAUCUACUUUCGCGGCACCUGAGGCGUUGCUCGAACCAAUUGCCGAAGAAGAGGAUGUCAGCUUCCAGACUCUCCUACUCAAUGCAAAUCGCGUGCUGCCCAACAAAGCUUGGCCAAAGCAGGUCAGACUUGGUAGAGAGCUGACACGCCAAGGCAUAAGAUUUCUCACAUUGGUAGAUGCUGCGGCUUGUUUAUCGAAGAAGCACUGGUCAUGGACUGUAAAGGAGGCAGUCAGCUCACUAUACGCGCUUAACGAUCGUUGCAGAGAAGUAUUGGAGAGCCUAUGGUACCAGAACGCUAGUGGCACUGAUGGGCCGCACGAGAAGACCAGAAUCCUUCACCUAACUCGUAACGCUAGAGCUUAUGUGUUAGUAGUUCGACUUACCUUCUUUCUCUGCCGUCUGGAAGGCAAGCUCAUGGCUGAGUUCGACGCUGAUGUGGAACGCAAUACUUCGGCUCUCGGCGUACCACCCAAUUUCGAUAUAUUCGAUGAGUUAGAGCAGUUAAGACUACGCAUCGAGACGAAUCAAGACGAGUGUUUGGAAGCUUUCGAAGACGGCGCUCAGAUGGAAUGGCGCGGGGAACCGAUCCCGGUCGAAAACGUAUCAGCUCCCAUAGAAGGCCUCACUGAUGCCGACUGCGCCGUGUGCCAGGACGCGAUUACACCGCCAGGCGUAGUCACAGCAUGUCAACACAGCUAUUGUCGCACUCACUUGGAGCAAUGGAUCCAUGCUGCAAGGGAAAAUAGCCAUCUAUGCUGCAUCUGUCGUAAGGAACUUUUCCCUAAGCCCAGCUAUCGGAUUAAAGAUCUGGAAGGUGGUCGCAACUACCAACAUGAGAUGGAUUGGUGGAAUAAGGCGCUGAGUAACGUGCGCGUCGUAAAGCAUUGGGCGUCAUGGCUAGAGCAAGAACGCCAACUUCAAAUCACGUACGAAAGAGACAUGUUAUGA